This is a messenger RNA of Choloepus didactylus (southern two-toed sloth), 2364 nucleotides long. RefSeq names its product sorting nexin 20 (gene SNX20). NCBI's taxonomy places the organism in Eukaryota, Metazoa, Chordata, Mammalia, Pilosa, Megalonychidae. The transcript has 4 exons. Bases 126 to 1070 code for a protein of 314 amino acids. Gene Ontology annotation, molecular function: phosphatidylinositol phosphate binding. The record is from RefSeq and is a predicted model, not a curated record. Gene Ontology annotation, cellular component: early endosome membrane. Gene Ontology annotation, biological process: protein transport.
GAACUCAGCAAAGCGGCAGCCACUCCACUCUUGUCGGGGCUUGGAAAGGUGAGCUGAGGGGGCCAUGUGACGCUCCUGCCGGACCCCUGGACACACGCAGGGCCCAGAGGCUACAGCCUUGCAGCAUGGCAAGUUCCGAGCACCCUGGCUGGAGGGGGCAUCACACAACCCAGUGCACGGCAAGGACCCAGCAGGAAGCAUCAGCUGCUGGCCCAGAUCUCCCAUGCCCAGGACCCAAAGAACACUCAGAUGCCCACAGCAGCCCGAGCCCCAACUCCAGCAUGACCACACGGGAGCUGCAGGAGUACUGGCGGAACGAAAAAUGCCACUGGAAGCACGUCAAACUGCUCUUUGAGAUUGCAUCGGCCCGCAUCGAGGAGAGGAAAACCUCCAAGUUUGUGAUGUACCAAAUCGUCGUCAUCCAGACAGGGAGCUUUGACAGCAACAAAGCCGUGCUGGAACGGCGCUAUUCAGACUUCGAGAAGCUGCAGAAAAGCCUCCUAAAGACUUUCCGGGAAGAGAUCGAGGACAUCGUCUUCCCCAAGAAGCACCUGACGGGGAACUUCACGGAGGAGAUGAUCUGCGAGCGCAAGCUGGCCUUCAAGGAGUACCUGAGCCUGCUCUACGCCGUCCGCUGCGUGCGCCGCUCGCGCGAGUUCGUCGACUUCCUCACGCGGCCCGAGCUGCGGGAGGCCUUCGGCUGCCUGCGGGCCGGGCAGUACGCCAAGGCCCUGGACGGGCUGGUGCGCGUGGUGCCCCUGCAGGAGAAGCUGACGGGCCACUGCCCCGUGGCGCUGGUGCCGGCGCUGUGCGCCAUGCUGGUGUGCCACCGCGACCUCGAGCGGCCCCUGGAGGCCUUCGCGGCCGGGGAGCGCGCCCUGCAGCGCCUGCAGGCCCGGGAGGGCCACCGCUACUACGCGCCCCUGCUGGACGCCAUGGUCCGCCUGGCCUACGCGCUGGGCAAGGACUUCGUGUCGCUGCAGGAGAGACUGGAGGAGAGCCGGCUCCGGAAGCCCGCCGCCCGGGGCUUCACCCUGAAGGAGCUCACCGUCCGCGAGUAUCUGUACUGAAGCGCAGCGCGGCUGGAGGAUCGCCCUGCUCCGGGGGCCAUUUGGGGUUCAUGUUUAGUGGGAAGAGCCUUUGGGGGCUCUCACUUGUUGGGUGACUCUGGGCAAGCCAAUUCUCUGCUCCUCCAUUUCCCCAUCUGUACUGAGGACUGGUGCUGCCCGGCCUCCUUGGGGGCCUCUGCUUGCGCGCCGUGAAACACUGGAGAGCUAUACUGAUGUUUUUGUAGGAAGCCGGGGGGAGAGGUUUACAUUGCACAUCAUAGGCAAAACUUGAUCUGUUUUCUCUUGGACACCCUCUCCAGCUGUGCCGUGGCUUUCCUCUCCUCCUGCCACCUGGACAUUGCCUGCAAAUAGCCUCACCCCUUAUCCUGAGCAUUGAACUCUUCCCAACUCAGCGUAAAAAAGCUCACCCAUCCUCGAGGACAGCCUCCCUCCACCCCUCGGGGCAGGGGUUUUGCAUCAUCCUUUGAAGGGUAGGAAGACCCUGAGCUAGCAAGCAAUAAUGUCAUAAGAUUCUCUGAUACUUUUGUUGCCAACAAUUUGGCAACAAUUUAGUUGCCAACAAUUUCCCUAGUUAGGAUAAUAUAACACAUUGUCUAGAGGUAGAUUUUCAUUUAUACGAACUGUCCCAUGAAUGGCCUUGCUGGGUUAUGUAGACAUAGCCCUGGGGAGAGAUGGAACAGAGGUCUCUGGGGAGUAAGAGAUAGAAUUCACCACCUUCCCUUUUGAGGGUCAAUGUUGGUAGAACCUCGUCAAAGGAUUAAAGGGCCCUUCUGUGAGGUCUGGUGUCAGGAAAGGACACCAAGGGCCACAGAGUGAAGGGAGUCUUGUCCAGUGACCUGGAUUCAACAUCAGACCUGGAGCUGACAGAAUGGGCUACUUUGGGUUCAAUAUGUAUCUGAAUCUGGAAGCCACUGCAGACCCAGAUCAUGUGGCCAAGCUUUUAGGGUGAACUGAAGAGGCUGUAAUUUGGGGACCUUAAUGGUAGCCCCACUUUAGCCUGUGCAUGGAUCCGGCUCAGCAAGCGGACACCAUAGCAGUGGACAAACAUUCACUAAACUGUGCCAGAAUGUGGUCCACAGUGGCACUUGCCAACGAGUGUAGGGCCCCAGGCAGCUGUGUCCUGGAGUUUAGAAACAGGACAGCAGUUUAGAAAUCUUUGGACAGAGAGAGCCCUCAAGUAUCCCCAUUUACUCUGGGACAAGGACACUCCGAGUGAGAGAUUUGAACUUCUUGAAAAGUUGGACAUAUGGAAAAUUAAAAUGUUAAAUGGAAAAAUAAAAGAGCUGUGACUGUA